AUGUCCCACCACUGGGGAUACGCCAAGAACAACGGACCCGCUGUCUGGCAUGAGAAUUUCCCCAUUGCCAAGGGAGAGCGCCAGUCCCCUGUUGACAUCAACCCCGAAGUAUAUGACUCUGCCCUGAAGCCUCUGAGCAUUAGCUACGACCAGGCUGCUUCUCGGAAGAUCUUGAACAACGGUCACUCCUUCAACGUGGAGUUUGAUGACUCCCAGGAUAAAUCAGUUCUAAGAGGAGGACCCUUCGAUGGGACUUACCGACUGAUACAGUUCCACUUUCACUGGGGUUCGCCUGAUGGUCAGGGUUCCGAGCACACAGUGGAUUCUCAGAAGUACGCUGCAGAGCUUCACUUAGUUCAUUGGAACACCAAAUAUGGGGAAUUUGGAAAAGCUGUGCAACAACCUCAUGGAUUGGCUGUGUUGGGUAUAAUUUUGAAGAUUGGUAGUGCUAACCAAGGCCUUCAGAAAGUCCUUGAUAUGCUGGAUACCAUUAAGACAAAGGGAAAAAGUGCCGACUUCACUAACUUUGAUCCUCGUGGCCUCCUUCCUCAAAGCUUAGACUACUGGACCUACCUGGGCUCCCUGACCACCCCUCCGCUUCUGGAGUGUGUAACCUGGAUUGUGUUAAGGGAGCCCAUCAGCGUCAGCAGUGAGCAGAUGUUGAAAUUCUGUAGUCUUAACUUCAAUAAGGAGGGCGAACCUGAAGAACUGAUGGUGGACAACUGGCGUCCCACUCAGCCACUGAAGAACAGACAGAUCAAAACGUCCUUCAAAUAG
This is a messenger RNA of Elephantulus edwardii (Cape elephant shrew), 777 nucleotides long. RefSeq names its product carbonic anhydrase 2-like. NCBI's taxonomy places the organism in Eukaryota, Metazoa, Chordata, Mammalia, Macroscelidea, Macroscelididae. The record is from RefSeq and is a predicted model, not a curated record. The transcript has 2 exons. Gene Ontology annotation, cellular component: cytoplasm. Gene Ontology annotation, molecular function: zinc ion binding; carbonate dehydratase activity. Bases 1 to 777 code for a protein of 258 amino acids.